This is a messenger RNA of Scheffersomyces stipitis CBS 6054, 918 nucleotides long. RefSeq names its product 25S rRNA (uracil2843-N3)-methyltransferase. The record is from RefSeq and is a predicted model, not a curated record. The annotation marks the transcript as partial. NCBI's taxonomy places the organism in Eukaryota, Fungi, Ascomycota, Pichiomycetes, Serinales, Debaryomycetaceae. The transcript has a single exon.
GAAAACUCGUCUACUUCUGCUAACAUUUUUCCAUUCACAACUGACAAAGCUCUUGAGCCAUCGAAAACGAUUCAUCUUUUUAAACUGUGUCUAGAAAGCAUUUUGGAAGCACCAGAUCUUCAGGAAAUGAUCCAAGUAGUCAAGCGGGACUUAUAUAACAGAGAUUAUCUUGCUGCUUUUGGCAGUGAUGACAACAGGUUUGCCUAUGUUUCGCGAUGGACUCCAGCCAGAGCUCUUUCAUACUCUUCCCUAUUUUCUUCUUUGCACGAGUUUCAGAGUCUGUUGGAUGAUCCCGAAAAAGAGGUCAAGGCUCUUUGUAUAGGUGGAGGUGCUUCUUCCGAAUUGGUGGCUUUGGCAUCGGUCUUCUGUCGUUCCAAAGAGUACAAUUCCAAGUCUAAUUCCAGCUUGUCUAUAGACAUCAUUGAUAUAGCAGAUUGGUCUAAAGUCGUGCUGACAUUGACAACAUAUAUAAAGAAAAACUGGAUCUACAACCCUGACAAAUUCAGUACUAAUUUCAUAUUUGGUGAUGUUCUUGACCAGAAUGCAAACCAUGGAAUCAACUACAACCAAUUAGAUCUCAUCACUUUACUCUUUACAACCAAUGAGCUUUUUGCUGAGAAAAGGCCAGAGACCAUCAAGCUUCUUCAGCUUCUAAACAGACAGUGUAAACAAGGAAGUCUCCUCUUAAUAGCAGAAAGUGCUGGAUCCUACUCCAAUGUAAUGGUGGGCUCGAAGAAGUUCCCCGUUCAGUUCUUGGUGGACAUGAUUCUUGUAGGCAAACAAGGUGCCAAUGACGGAGACUGGGAAAUUGUGGAACAGAACGAAAGCUGCUGGUACAGAAUCAAUCAGAAGGAGGUAGAAUACCCUAUGAAGUUAGAGAAUAUGAGAUUCUUUUAUCGACUUUAUAGAAAGAAGUAG